This is a messenger RNA of Menidia menidia (Atlantic silverside), 2148 nucleotides long. The record is from the annotation of a GenBank genome assembly. Lineage: Eukaryota; Metazoa; Chordata; Actinopteri; Atheriniformes; Atherinopsidae.
AUGAUUCCACACAACUUUGAAAAAGUCGUGUCCGAGUAUCCCAAAAUCACUGCGCACUUCCACGCCGGCCGCUCUGGCUCCGCUUCUCUGAAUAACUCCUCACACGGGCGGCGCACGAGCCCAGAGCCCAUUGAGAAACAGGUGGCGCCACGGCUCCGCCCCGCGCGCUUUGGAAUGCGGAAGCUUACCAAAUAUGGCAUUCAGGGGCGGAGCCUAGUCUCAAAGGCACCUGUCUGUUUUAAGGCUCCCACUUUGUGUGACGAGCAUGUGUCGUGCUGGAGAGUGGACUGCCGCCUAACAGAUCGCUCAGCCCUCCGGGUGCCCAAACCCCCACCCCUCCUCUCUCACUGCCCCUCAGGUCCCGGGCUUCUGAGGCUAUUUCCUUUUAAAAGCGCCCCAUGCCGCCUCUGGAAACACUACCUCUCAGAGGUGGAACUCAAAGCAGACCCGUCUGUUGUCAUUGCCGGCUGUGUUUUGUGCCGGGCAACUAUGGAUACUCGGCUGCGAGAAUUUUUGAUGGAGCGCAAACUUGAAGAAGAUGUGAUCCAGAAACUUGAAGAUGAGAAUAUUGAUGAAACUGUCAUUCCUUUAAUGACAGACAGUGACCUGGCAAAGUACAUCCCCAAAGUUGGAGAUAGAGUCUCCACUGUGGCCUUCUGCAGACAAGCAACACUGUCACAAAAAUCACCAUCUAGGAAAGAAUCCAUACUCUCAAGGCUACGACAAAGACUGUCUGGAGCUGAGGGGAUGCCUCCAAAAAAGAGAUCAUCUAAGUGGGCGGAAAAUACAAAUGCCAAACGGAAAGUGAGACGAAUUGAGGUUGGCUGGAUGGAUUUUGAUGAGGAGAAGGAGAGGUACAAACAGGUGAAGUCUGUCAGUGGUGGAGGCACGAGGCAUCUGUCUAUUGACAAAGAUGAAACAGUGGCAAAUAUAAAACUUAUGGCUGAAGAUCUUUUUUUCCCCAAUGGCCUUUCAAAAAAAAACAAAUGUCUUUCACACUAUUCAACUCAUAUUGAGAGUUCACAGAUACAUGUUGAUGUGACUCAUACAGUAGAAGAGUUGUAUAGUCAAAGCAAGGUAAAAAUUCUGCGACUUUAUCUGUGCACCAAAAAGAAUACAGGACAGCAGCCCUCAGAAGUGGAGGGUGAUCACGCAAUAAGCCACCCCUCAGUGGUAGAUCUCACUAACAACGAACACAAUCAGGCCGAUGAGGAUCUGUUGGUGGAAAACAGAAAUUCUGAAUCAUAUUUGGAACUAAACGACACAUUAGCAUGGGAUGGUCUGCCAACUGAAGAUUCUGAUGUAGUUUUUAUUUUAAGUGGGGAUGACAUGCUGGAUGUAAAUGUGGAUGAACCAAACCUUGAAACACUCUUUUCAGAAAAAGAGGAUGCUGCACCUCAUCAAACAGUGGAUCUGUCACCAGUGCUUGCAGGAGAGGCCAAUGUUCCAGACCAAGCACUUCCUGAACCACAAUCUUGUCCAGCAACACUGAUUGUAAGAAGAGGUCACUGUCUCACUGACUUGAUCAGUGCCUUUAAGGACCCAAACAUUUUUGAAUCUGAGGUGAACAUCAAAAUGCGUUUACCAAAUGGAGAGCUUGAACAGGGGGAAGGAAGUGGUGUUUUGCGAGACUGCCUGACAGAAUUUUGGAUUGAUUUCUAUGACAGCUGCACACUGGGAGUUGAGGUGAAAGUCCCCUUCAUCAGGCAUGACUUUCAGUGUGAAGAAUGGCAGGCUGUAGCUAGAGUGUUUGUAAUAGGGUGGAAACAAGCUGGUUACUUCCCAGUGAAGCUUGCAAUACCAUUUCUGGAAGAGGUGCUGUAUGGCUCGACAACCAGUAGUUUCAAGGAUUCAUUUUUGCUGUAUGUAUCACAAGAGGAAAGAUCUGUCCUCCUGAAGGCUUUGGAGGACUUUAAUUCAGUGGACACAGAUGAAUUGCUGGAUGUACUUGAUGCACAUGAAUGCAAGCAAGUCCCUACCAAGGACACACUGCUCCCUGUUUUGGCACAGAUUGGACACAAAGUAAUCGUUCAGGCCCCAAUGUUUGUAAUUAAGUGCUGGCGUCCUGUUGUGGGUUCUGUAGCUGGUUUACUACCACCAGAAGGACUGCAUAAUUUCAUUGCACAAAAAAAGCCAACUGCAAAAACA